Molecule: messenger RNA, 1654 nt
Organism: Hippocampus comes (tiger tail seahorse)
Lineage: Eukaryota; Metazoa; Chordata; Actinopteri; Syngnathiformes; Syngnathidae
Gene: mbpb
Product: myelin basic protein b
Exons: 7
Coding region: 110-478 (122 amino acids)
Molecular function (GO): structural constituent of myelin sheath
Source: RefSeq, a predicted model, not a curated record
UAGACUAGGCUAGCCUUUCUUCCCUCCCGCUUCCAUCUCAUCCUCUGCCGUAAGAGAGACGUAUCCCUCACUUUUGACAACCCCACCACUAAUUACGACUCUCACAAGCAUGGCAUCGGCGAGCAGCUCCGCACAGGCCGCCUUCGGGUUGGGCCGCAGGAAGAAGAACCCCGGCGUUCUGGAUCAGAUUGGAAAAUUCUUUGGAGUGGACAAAAAGAAGAAGAGCAAGGGGUCUUUCCGCGGUGCCCUCUCUCCCACCACCCAGAAAGCCUCUGCUACAUCCCCCCGUAAGCGAGGGCCAGAGAACGCAGUUGUCCACUUCUUCCGCACCAUCGUUUCUCCUGCCCCCCCAAAGUCAAGGUGGAGAGGACUAGCAGCCAAGAUAGGCCUGGGUGACCAGAAGUCACAGUCUGCUAAAGCCAAGAGGUCCAGUGGAGGAGACGGCAAAGGCACCCUGACUAGGAUCUUCAAAAUGUGAUGAUAACAGAAGCGGAAGCCGCAGCUCUUCUCCAGCCAGGCGCUGAAGUUCCAACAUCCCCUUAGAAGCCAAGGACAAGAUGCGGGCAAGGAGAGAAAGAAAAUACAAUUUUGUGACCUUGAAAAUUUACCUUUGACUCUGAUAACACAUAAUAGUGUCUAAAUCCUGGUCGUCUGCCCUGCUGUGUCUUUUCCCUCUGAAGCCGCUCUCGCGCAUCCCCAAAUGACCCCCUGACAACGGCCAUGACUGUAUAAAGCGCUUGAGUUUUGGUCCUGUCUGAUUUCACUACAAUACACACAAAAAAAAGAAAAAAAUGCUGAGAAGAGUCAGAUCUGGAUUGGGAGAGGAAAAGUCCCCGUUCAUAAAUUCUUAACUUGGCUGUUGUUGCUGCUUAUUGUGAAACCAGCCCGCUCCUUCUCUUUGUCUUGUCGUCAUGUCUGUGUCUAUGUCUUUACACUCUCCCUGUGCACAUAAAAAGUAAACUACGUUAUAAUUUCGUGACACAAUUAACUACACUUAAAUUACUGUCCGGUUGUAAUGUGAAAACCACCUCCCUGUUUCUGGUAGGUGUGCUGUCUUCAAUGUGAUCUACAUGUUUGUCAUUUGACUGAUUGUGGUUAUAGAUUGACAUUCUCAACCGCUUAAAAAAUAUUUUCCGCAACGAGCACUGAAACAACACGUACAUUUGUCACUUCUAAUAAGUUCCAUACAUUUUAACGGCACAUUGCAAUUUUCCCCUCCGUGCACGUCGCUAGUCUUUGAACGUGCAGUUCCUGCCUUUCAAGCUUCUUUUUAAUCUCUCUUUUUGUCUUCCGCCUCUCUUCUUGCCUGCUCAAACAAACCUACUGCUGUUUUCUGUUUGUGGAUUACUGAAAAGAACAAACAAAAACACAAUUUCAAAAAGGUGCUCCCCGAUUACGUGUGAGUGAAAACGUCCGUGGUGCUUCUGUCCCCAUGUCAAGAAACCAAAUAAUGGCUCGCCGAAAUGCAGACUGCCCUUAUUUCGGAUGAAUUAAAAACUUUGUGUGCGUGCAAGCAUAAAAUGUGGCAUCGAUCUACAAUGUGUGUCUGUAAAUCUACUCUUCCCAUGCACCCUCUGAAUGAAUGUAAAGAAAGACCCCCCUUUUUAAUCAAUUAUAUAGCCACUUACCUGAAAAUAAAAAUAUAAAAGCCCCA